CUCCUCUCUGCCUGGUCGUUUGUGGCCCCACGAUGGAUCAACGCCUCUGUCGAAGCUGGACAUGCAUGGCCCGUUGGGUGCCGCGGGGCGAUACGGCAUACGUACUACUCCGUGUGACGUGCGUACGGCAACGAUUGCCUUGAUCAGAGCCACAAAGGCCGUCAUUGAUAAAAGGGGCGGCACCCCAAUCCCUUCGCUGUGCCGGUCAAGCACCGACCUGGAAUGUCGCACGCGCGCUGUAACCACGGCGUGCGUCGACCGGUCCAGCAAGCUUUCGUUAACCGAUCAGCUCCCCGGUCGAAGGACCCCAUCGCAUCGCACAUGCAUAUUAGGACGCACGGCGUUUCUUUUUCCGCGCAGUGUGACGUGCUGGUUCUUGACUUGGCAGGGAUGGGCCCGCAGCGGCUGACUGCAACAACUCUUCAUCGACAUUCACCGGCUCCUGCUGCUGCUGCCCACAUGCCCACCUCGCUGGUCUCGCCCUCGCUUGUUCCCUGAGACAUGCCUAUCAUCCUACCUAUCUCGUUGGGUGCGGCAAGCAUAGGGGAAGACAAUAGCCCUUCCUCCAUAGGCCAAUGCCGCCAUGCCGCCCUCACCCGAACCACCACCCCGGUCGGCUCUUGCAUGACGCCGUUGCCUGUUGCGGGAGAAGUGGUCCGCAGUAGCGGCAGUGAUCAUCACCAACUCAGCCCGCGGGCCGCACGCCUCAUUUGCCCUUUGGGACGCGCUCCUGGCGGGCAUGGGCCAUUCCUCGGCGCUGUAUCGUGGGCCUUGUGCUCACUUUCGACAACCCACGGGCCGGGGCACUGGGGAACAUGAGGCACCACGGGCACGGCACUGUCCGCCUUCUCUCUCGGACAGUGCAGGUUGCAGCAGACUGUGGCGUGAAUGUAACGCUGCGACUCGACGCCUUGCCUCGUCCAGGUUCCGUAUUACUCUGCCGUUCGCAUGUACGCAAAGACCAGGUACAUACAUAUAUUGUACAUGCGUGUAUGCGCCCUUCGACGAGUCGCAGAAGCUCUCCCCUCCCGCACUUGAAUCUCGCCGUCCCGUCAUUGCCCCUAGUUUUCAAGAGCCCAGUUUGUUGUACCGCAGGUCAUCGCAUCCCGGAAUACCCAUCCUGUCAAACUCGCAGGUCCGAGGUUGCUCUGGUCCUACGCACCACAACGAAGAGAGCACGGCAGCACAGCAUCGUCUCGCCUGGUGAGAGGAAGGAAGAGAGGGAGGUGUGUCCCGGCGUGCACGAGCAAGGGCAUAGUUAUAAACACGACAGGCCAUGGCGGGCAGGCUACUCGAUCCGAGCUCUGCGCUCGCGCGCGAGACCACCCUCGUAGCCUCGUACCACGACGGCGGCUCAGACUACCUCUCUGCCGGCGCCAUGAGCCCCAAGACGGCCCUGAGCACGGCGCGCGGCCGUGACAGAGGCCCGCGCAAGCUCAUUCUCUGCUUUGACGGCACGGGCAACAAGUUCCACGGCGACGAGAGCGACAGCAACAUUCUCAAGAUCUUUCGCAUGCUCGACCGCACUGCUGGAGACCAGUACCAUUAUUACCAACCUGGUAUCGGCACCUAUGUCGUGUCCGACUCGCUCACGCACACGGGCAUGCGAGCCCGCAUCAAAUCUUGGUACCAAAAGGCCAAGGACUCGGCCAUCGGGUCGUCCUUUGACCAGCAUGUCGUCGGCGGGUACCGCUUCCUUAUGCGCUUCUACAACCCGGGCGAUGAGAUCUACAUGUUUGGGUUCAGCCGCGGCGCCUAUAUCGCGCGCUUCCUCGCUGAGAUGCUCGAUCACAUCGGCCUGCUAUCCCACGGAAAUGAGGAGAUGGUCAAGUUUGCCUGGAAGGCCUUUGCGCAGUGGCAGUCACGGCGGCGAACGUCGGGACCCGAGUUUGACGCCUUGGAUGCGGAGCGCGAGGAGCGCGAGGAGACCGAGUCGGACAGGCAGGCUCACAAGAUGCACGAGUUCAUGAAGGGCUUUCGCGAGACCUUCUCGCGGCCCGUGGGAAGAAUCCGCUUUCUGGGCCUUUUCGACACCGUCAACUCGGUUCCAGAGUUUGAGAAUGCGUGGAUGCAACGCAGCAAGUUCCCGUACACGGCCCGCAGCAGCGCCAAGGUGAUCCGACACGCCGUGAGCAUCGACGAGCGGCGGGCCAAGUUCCGACAGGACCUGAUGUACCAGAAGCACCCCAAGACCAAGAAGCCCCGCCAUCACCAUCAUCUGCACAUGGACCAGUUCCUGGACCCGUUUCGCAGAAGCAUUGAGGCACACCGACCGGGGUCAUCUCGUGCGUUGCACACCGCCUCGACGACAGAAAAUUCAGCUGUUGAGCCGGCAACGACAGACGAGCCUGACACGGGGCGCGAGAGAGCGGCCAGCGCAGCGUUCCUCGCCCCUGAUCAAGACAAUGAGCGUCGCAACGUACGACAGAGGAGACAGUCAAUGGUCCAGGCCCGCUACGCGCCGUAUCGCCCCCGAUCGCGGUCCCGCCAGCGCGGCCCUGAUGGCGACGACCAGUCGUGCGCAUCAGGCGCGCCUUCCGAAGACGACUGCGAAGAGGACGAGCAGAGCAAGGACAUUGACGAGGUGUGGUUCGCGGGCGGCCACGGCGAUAUUGGAGGUGGCUGGGAUGCUCUCGACGAGCGCAAAAGCGCGAGUCACGUGCCCCUGGCAUGGAUGGUGAGAGAAGCCAUGAAGGCUGGCUUACCGUUCGACAUGGACAAGGUAGCCAGCAUGGGCUGUAUGAGUGACAGCUUCGUCAACCGCUAUAGCCCACAGAUCGGGAAGCAGACUGGCAUACAGAAGCCCGAUAUUCGCGUUCAGGACGAGACCAACGGCGUCGGGGACGGCAUGCCGGCGAGCCCGGACACGAUCAACGGCCAGGACCACGCGCCGGACGGGGCUGACGAGACGAUGCCACGGUCGACCUUCCACGAUUUGAUGCACAAGGCGCACACGUCACGCAUCCACGACUCGCUCGUGUACGGCGGCGGGCUGGGCAUGAUCGCGGUGACCGCAUGGAACUUUAUGGAGUGGCUGCCGUUCCGGCGCAUGGACCUGCAGGGCGACGGGUCUUGGAAGCCGAUCCGCUGGCCCCUCCCGCGCGGCGAGGUGCGCGACAUCCCGGACAACGUGCGCAUCCAUGGCAGUGUCAUCCGCAGGCUCAAGGAGGACGAGACCUACCGGCCCGGGAACCUCAUCAUCGGCGGAGGCGGGAGGGGCGUGAGGCGCGCGCCGCCCGAGUACGGCAUCGGCGAGUGGAAGUGUGUCGCUGAGCACGGGGAUCCGAUUGGCGAGAUUUGGAUGAGGAAGCACAAGCCCGGGGAGAGAAAUGGAAAUUGAGACUGUAAUGGGUGAUGUGUUGUUUUAUUCUCGAAAAGUCGUAUCCCUUAAUUAAUGAC
Molecule: messenger RNA, 3399 nt
Organism: Purpureocillium takamizusanense
Lineage: Eukaryota; Fungi; Ascomycota; Sordariomycetes; Hypocreales; Ophiocordycipitaceae
Exons: 2
Coding region: 1277-3340 (687 amino acids)
Source: RefSeq, a predicted model, not a curated record